AUGGACGAUGUGCUGGAGCACGAUCUCGACUCUCACACUGGUCCCACGAAGUUUCACCUUCCCCCUCUUCCGUCACCCAGCCGCCGUCGCCACUCGCCCACACCAACGACAAAGCUUGCGUACCAAGCUCACCUCGAAGACCAGGCGAAGCUCGACAAGGCGCUCGCCAAGCGAAGACGGAUAUACGACCGUGACCUCUGGUACAUGCACAUUCCCUCGAAUAAGUGGACAAAGUACACAAACAUCUCGCCCUACGACUUCCGAAGCUCGAGCGAGGUCGGCAAUGGAGAGUCGAGCUCUGAUCCUGCGUCGAGCGAGAGUGAGACGGCCAGGCGAGCUCGGAGCUUCCUGACACGGGAGCUGCAGCUCUUUCCGCAAGUCGAUCCGCAGGCAACGACGACACAGCUCAUCAAUCUCUUCAAGGUUGUUGAUCUUCGCAGCGUGAUUGCCGGGAACCUUCUACACGACCUGAUCGGGAUCGAGGGGAACCGCGUUCUUCACGAGCUGUAUUCCUUUCUCCGCAGCCCUUUUGAGCUCGAGGACUGGGACGAUAUCAACCAGUACGGUGCCGACGAGUGCCCGCGCGGUCGUACUGUGUCGCGGUCGCCUCCGCCGGAAGCUGAGUCGCGGGGAAGAUCACGAAGCCGCUCUCGAACCUGGUCCCGGAGCCGAUCCCGCAGCAGGUCAUGGUCUCGCUCGCCGUCGCGGGACCGAUGGAGCCGGGAUCAGUCCCGAUCUGUUUCGGCGGACCGGGACCGGCGCCGUCGGGGCGAUCAGUUUGUGCCUCCGGUGCUGAGUGGGGAGAGGCGAUGGGACAAGUCGGACUCGUGGGUCGACCCAGAGUUUGCCCGACCAAGACGGCGACGGAGAGGCGGCAAGCGCGAGCGGGAACGUGAGGCGCGGAGAGAAGCAGCAAAGGAGCGGGAUCGAAUCGGCGUCGAGCAGCCGCACAUCAACCCAGCUCUUGCUGGAGCCACUGGCGACCUCAGCAUCAAGGGCAGCGCGGAGCGACGACAGAGUUUGCUGGAGCGCUUGGCGAAGCUGAAGUCGCAAGAGGUUGCCGGCGCCCUUCAGCAGACGGUCGUCGUGGUCGAUACUUCCAAGACGGAGAGCAACACAUCGAGCCCCCAGAACGAGGAGGACAAGGCUGCUCAGCUGAGAGAGAAGUUGAUCGCAGAACGGAAAAGGAAGGUUCUGAGAGAGCAGUUGCUGGCACGGAAGAAGGCGAAGACGGAGGCCAGGACAGAAAAUAACGGCGUCACUAUCGCUGCUGCGCCUCCCCAACCGACGAGCAUCACAGAGUCAACCUGA
This is a messenger RNA of Trichosporon asahii var. asahii CBS 2479, 1311 nucleotides long. RefSeq lists its product as uncharacterized. The record is from RefSeq and is a predicted model, not a curated record. Lineage: Eukaryota; Fungi; Basidiomycota; Tremellomycetes; Trichosporonales; Trichosporonaceae. The transcript has 2 exons. The coding region runs from base 1 to 1311 and encodes 436 amino acids.